AUGGCUGUGGAACAUGGAAAGGGAGUGUUGACAUUUAGGGAUGUGGCCGUAGAAUUCUCUCUGGAGGAGUGGCAAUGCCUGGACACUGCACAGCAGAAUUUAUAUAGGAAUGUGAUGUUAGAGAACUACAGAAACCUGGUCUUCCUGGUUGUAUGUCCUUAUUUUGCCCAAGACCUUUGGCCAAAGCAGGGCAUAAAAAAUUAUAUCCAAAAAGUGAUACUGAGAAGAUAUAAAAAAUGUGGACAUGAAAAUUUACAGCUAAGAAAAUACUGUAAAAGCGUGGAUGAGUGUAAGGUGCGCGAAGAAUGUUACAAUGGACUUAGCCAGUGUUUGACAACUGCCCAGAACAAAAUAUUUCAAUGUGACAAAUACAUGAAAGUCUUUCAUAAAUUUUCAAAUUCAGACAGACAUAAGAUAAAACAUACUGGAAAGAAAGCUUUCCAACGUAAAGAAUGUGAAAAGUCAUUUUGUGUGCUUUCACACUUAGCUCAACAUGAAAGAAUUCAUACUGGAGAGAAACCCUACAAAUGUAAAGAAUGUGGGAAAGCCUACAAUGAGGCCUCAAACCUUUCUACACAUAAAAGAAUUCGUACUGGAAAGAAACCCUGCAAAUGUGAAGAGUGUGGAAAAGCCUUUAACCGGCUUUCACACCUUACUACACAUAAGAUAAUUCACACUGGAAAGAAACCCUACAAAUGUGAGGAGUGUGCCAAAGCUUUUAACCAGUCUGCAAACCUUACUACACAUAAGAUAAUUCAUACUGGAGAGAAACCCUACAAAUGUGAGGAAUAUGGCAAAACUUUUAGCCAGUCCUCAACCCUUACUACACAUAAGAGAAUUCAUAGUGGAGAGAAACCCUACAAAUGUGAAGAAUGUGGCAAAGCUUUUAACAAUUCCUCAGCCCUUACUAUACAUAAGAGAAUUCAUACUGGAGAGAAACCCUACAAAUGUGAGGAAUGUGGCAAAGCUUUUUGCGGGUCCUCAACCCUUACUACACAUAAGAGAAUUCAUACUGGAGAGAAACCCUACAAAUGUGAGGAAUAUGGCAAAGCUUUUAACAAUUCCUCAGCCCUUACUAUACAUAAGAGAAUUCAUACUGGAGAGAAACCCUACAAAUGUGAGGAAUGUGGCAAAGCUUUUUGCGGGUCCUCAACCCUUACUACACAUAAGAGAAUUCAUACUGGAGAGAAACCCUACAAAUGUGAAGAAUGUGGCAAAGCCUUUAACCAGUCCUCACACCUUACUACACAUAAGAGAAUUCAUACUGGAGAGAAGCCCUACAAAUGUGAAGAAUGUGGCAAAGCUUUUAGCCAGUCCUCAACCCUUACUACACAUAAGAGAAUUCAUACUGGAGAGAAACCCUACAAAUGUGAGGAAUAUGGCAAAACUUUUAGCAAGUCCUCAACCCUUACUACACAUAAGAGAAUUCAUGCUGGAGAGAAACCCUACAAAUGUGAAGAAUGUGGCAAAGCUUUUAGCAAGUCCUCAACCCUUACUACACAUAAGAGAAUUCAUACUGGAGAGAAACCCUACAAAUGUGAGGAAUGUGGCAAAACAUUUAGCAAGUCCUCAACCCUUACUACACAUAAGAGAAUUCAUAGUGGAGAGAAACCCUACAAAUGUGAAGAAUGUGGCAAAGCUUUUAGCAAGUCCUCAACCCUUACUACACAUAAGAGAAUUCAAGCUGGAGAGAAACCCUACAAAUGUGAGGAAUAUGGCAAAGCUUUUAGCCAGUCCUCAACCCUUACUACACAUAAGAGAAUUGAAGCUGGAGAGAAAUCCUACAAAUGUGAAGAAUGUGGCAAAGCUUUUAACAAGUCCUCAACCCUUACUACACAUAAGAGAAUUCAUACUGGAGAGAAACCCUACAAAUGUGAAGAAUGUGGCAAAGCCUUUAACCAGUCCUCACACCUUACUACACAUAAGAGAAUUCAUACUGGAGAGAAGCCCUACAAAUGUGAAGAAUGUGGCAAAGCUUUUAGCCAGUCCUCAACCCUUACUACACAUAAGAGAAUUCAUACUGGAGAGAAACCCUACAAAUGUGAGGAAUAUGGCAAAACUUUUAGCCAGUCCUCAACCCUUAUUACACAUAAGAGAAUUCAUACUGGAGAGAAACUCUACAAAUGUGAAGAAUGUGGCAAAGCUUUUAACAAUUCCUCAACCCUUACUACACAUAAGAGAAUUCAUACUGGAGAGAAACCCUACAAAUGUGAGGAAUAUGGCAAAACUUUUAGCCAGUCCUCAACCCUUACUACAUAUAAGAGAAUUCAUACUGGAGAGAAACCCUACAAAUGUGAGGAAUAUGGCAAAACUUUUAGCCAGUCCUCAACCCUUACUACACAUAAGAGAAUUCAUGCUGGAGAGAAACCCUACAAAUGUGAAGAAUGUGGCAAAGCUUUUAGCAAGUCCUCAACCCUUACUACACAUAAGAGAAUUCAUACUGGAGAGAAACCCUACAAAUGUGAGGAAUGUGGCAAAACAUUUAGCAAGUCCUCAACCCUUACUACACAUAAGAGAAUUCAUAGUGGAGAGAAACCCUACAAAUGUGAAGAAUGUGGCAAAGCUUUUAGCAAGUCCUCAACCCUUACUACACAUAAGAGAAUUCAAGCUGGAGAGAAACCCUACAAAUGUGAGGAAUAUGGCAAAGCUUUUAGCCAGUCCUCAACCCUUACUACACAUAAGAGAAUUGAAGCUGGAGAGAAAUCCUACAAAUGUGAAAAAUGUGGCAAAGCUUUUAACAAGUCCUCAACCCUUACUACACAUAAGAGAAUUCAUACUGGAGAGAAACCCUACAAAUGCGAAGAAUGUGGCAAAGCUUUUAACAAUUCCUCAACCCUUACUACACAUAAGAGAAUUCAUACUGGAGAGAAACCCUACAAAUGUGAAGAAUGUGGCAAAGCUUUUAGCAAGUCCUCAAACCUUACUACACAUAAGAGAAUUCAUACUGGAGAGAAACCCUACAAAUGUGAAGAAUGUGGCAAAGCCUUUAACCAGUCCUCAAACCUUACUACACACAAGAGAAAUCAUACUGGAGAGAAACCCUACAAGUGUGAAGAAUGUGGCAAAGCCUUUAACGACUCCUUUAUUCUUAACAGACAUAAGAUGAUUCAUACUGGAGAGAAACUCUACAAACCUGAAAGUUGUAACAAUGCUUGUGACAACAUCGCAAAUAUUUCCAAACAUAAAAGAAAGUGUGCUGGUGAGAAAUCAUAG
Molecule: messenger RNA, 3213 nt
Organism: Rhinopithecus roxellana (golden snub-nosed monkey)
Lineage: Eukaryota; Metazoa; Chordata; Mammalia; Primates; Cercopithecidae
Product: zinc finger protein 91-like
Exons: 3
Coding region: 1-3213 (1070 amino acids)
Biological process (GO): regulation of DNA-templated transcription
Molecular function (GO): RNA polymerase II cis-regulatory region sequence-specific DNA binding; DNA-binding transcription factor activity, RNA polymerase II-specific
Source: RefSeq, a predicted model, not a curated record